Molecule: messenger RNA, 3178 nt
Organism: Pimephales promelas (fathead minnow)
Lineage: Eukaryota; Metazoa; Chordata; Actinopteri; Cypriniformes; Leuciscidae
Source: RefSeq, a predicted model, not a curated record
GCACACAUGCACAAAAACACACACACAUGCACAAAAACACAUAUACACACACACACAUGCACACCCACACACACAUGCACACCCACACACACUAUCAAAUAAGGCACUUUUGAGCAUGGGGAUAUUUAGCUUUGAGACAGAUGCACAAUUAUAAAGUAUAUAACUGAACAUACUCAGGUCUGUUGAUUUUUUUAAUAAUAAAGUAGUUUUAGGAAUAUAACCCAUUUAUAUUGUGAUAGCGGUUAGUUAUAGAUGUAAUGUUGUAAAUAAAUGAUGUUUUAUGAGCACAGUUCGGGAGGAAGAUGCUGUACUACACUAUCCAUGUGAGAGGAGCUCAAACACAGAGCCGAAUUACCUCUGAUCCACGACAGCUCUUCCUGAGACACGCCAAACACACACUGCCAUACACACGCCAAACACACACUGCCAUAAACACGCCAAACACACACUGCCAUACACACGCCAAACACACACUGCCAUACACACGCCAAACACACACUGCCAUACACUUGCCAACCACUCGCCAAACACACGGCAAACACAUGCCAAACACUCGCCAACCACACACUAAACACAUGGCAAACACACUGUAAAAACUCGUCAAACACACACACCAAACAUUCGCCAAACACUCGCUAACCACACGCCAAACACGUAAAACACUCGCCAAACACACGGCAAACACCAAACACAUGCCGAACACACGGCAAACACUCACUAACCACACGAGAAACACUUGCCAAACACAAAAAACACGCCAAACACUCGCUAAUCACACGCUAAACACUCGCCAAACACUCGCUAAGCACACGCCAAACACAAGAAACACUCGCCAAACACACGGCAAACACCAAACACACGCCAAACACUCGCUAACCACACGCCAAACAUUCGCCAAACACUCGCCAAACAUUCGCCAAACACUCGCCAAACAUUCGCCAAAAACGCGCCAAACACUCGCUAACCACUCGCCAAACAUUCGCCAAACACGCGCCAAACACUCGCUAACCACACGCCAAACAUUCGCCAAACACUCGCUAACCACACGACAAACAUUCGCCAAACACUCGCUAACCACACGCCAAACACGAGAUACACUCGCCAAACACACGGCAAACACCAAACACACGGCAAACACGCGCCAAACACUCGCUAACCACACGCCAAACACGAGAAACACUCGCCAAACACACGGCAAGCACCAAACACUCGCUAACCACACGCCAAACAUUCGCCAAACACUCGCUAACCACACGCCAAACACGAGAAACACUCGCCAAACACACGGCAAACACACGGCAAACACGCGCCAAACACUUGCUAACCACACGCCAAACAUUCGCCAAACACUCGCUAACCACACGCCAAACAUUCGCCAAACAUUCGCCAAACACGAGAAACACUCGCCAAACACGAGAAACACUCGCCAAACACACGGCAAACACCAAACACACGCCAAACACGCACCAAACACUCGCUAACCACACGACAAACAUUCGCCAAACACUCGCUAACCACACGCCAAACACGAGAAACACUCGCCAAACACACGGCAAACACCAAACACAUGGCAAACACGCGCCAAACACUCGCUAACCACACGACAAACACGCCAAACACGAGAAACACUCGCCAAACACUCGCUAACCACACGACAAACACGCCAAACACGAGAAACACUCGCCAAACACACGGCAAGCACCAAACACUCGCUAACCACACGCCAAACAUUCGCCAAACACUCGCUAACCACACGCCAAACACGAGAAACACUCGCCAAACACACGGCAAACACUCGCCAAACAUACGCAAAACAACAUUCAACAUUCAACAUGCACUAAAACCACUAAAUCACUUUGUUCAUGUCUCAGAUCAACACAAUCUUCAGCAAAGGUUGACAGCCAACACACACACUUUUACACCCACAAAACAAUGACAACAGGAAACUUUAUACAAUGUUUUCGUCUGUAAAACGAACACCCCUCUACUGUUUAGAAUUCACUGCAACAUACGUUACUAAAAUAAAAGACAUGAUGCAUUAUGCUUCAAUACUUUAUAUAUUGUAUGUUUUUGCAGUAAUUCCAAUGUACAAACAACACCAUCCACUGACUCAACAGGAAUCAGCUGCGCUCGGUCCAAUCGUCCAAUUGUUUUUAUACCAUUUAUUUUUUAGAUUCGAAAUAUAUUUCAUUACAAUAUUACUGUAGAAAUGUGGCAAAAUGCUGUCUUAUUUUGAGCUUAAGUUUUGAAAACAGUGUGUAAAGCAUGUGUAAAUUAGCCUUAGUUUAGCCCACAUAUACGUCUGUUGUGCUCAAUGUGAAGAGUUUUGAAAAAGUGACCAAAGUUUUGAGAAAUGUGUCCUAGCGACUGUAAAAAGCUGUAAGCCAGGAAUAUUUAGAAAGAAGAAAAACUCAAAUAUGUGAGAAAACCCCAAGAAAAGCCUUGUUUGGCCAUUCCUAAAUAUGAAUUUGUUAAUGUUGUGUUAAUUUUCAAGUAUCUGAAGCCUCAAUCUAACAAAUUGGGGGCUCGUCCGGGAUAUUUAUUAAGAGGAAAAGACCAUGCAAAGAGUGAAAAGAGUCUCAGAUAUGGAUUUAUUAUACCAGAUUUAUGACUCAGUGCUGAUCAUAAUUUAGACCAAAGCUGUGCUUUAUGAUGCAAAUGAUAAUCCUAAAAAUACCCUGAUAAUCUGAACAAGACGAUCUGACGUGUGAGCGAUUGCACUGCCACAUUAAUAACACACAGAUGUUUUUAUUCCCUGAGAAACACAUACGCUAUUUAAAUAUUCUAAAACCAUGGGUGUGUUUAUAUUUAUCCCUCUUUCAUGGCACAAAAAUGAUUAAUCAUUUCACACUUUUUUCAUCUUUUAAUUCUGAUCUUUGUCACUGGGAAACAUUCAAAAAAGAGAGAUUUCAUAUAAAUGAUGAUUUGUUUUUGAUUAGCAUUAGAUGAGCAGAAAUAAACGUUCUCAUUCUGUGACUGUGUUUGAUUAAUGAAGUGUGUGUGUUAGAGCUUAUUAAACUAGUAUUAGUAAGUGAAAGUGAGUUAGGACUAAUUAAACAAAUGUUGAGACAUCAGGUUACCUCAUUUAACUAAAACCUUUAUGGUGCAUUUUCAUGUAUAAUGUACUAUGCAGGAACAAAUGGAAAUGCAAAACAAAGAAAUAAAGAAAUAAACUUGA